Messenger RNA from Dromiciops gliroides (monito del monte), 5296 nucleotides. It is a transcript of the gene ULK2, whose product is annotated as unc-51 like autophagy activating kinase 2. Gene Ontology annotation, biological process: autophagosome organization; positive regulation of autophagy; protein autophosphorylation. The record is from RefSeq and is a predicted model, not a curated record. NCBI's taxonomy places the organism in Eukaryota, Metazoa, Chordata, Mammalia, Microbiotheria, Microbiotheriidae. Gene Ontology annotation, molecular function: ATP binding; protein serine/threonine kinase activity. Gene Ontology annotation, cellular component: autophagosome; cytoplasm.
AGGGGGGUUGGGCGGGGAAUGGCGAGAGCGCGGCCGGCGCCCUGCCCCGGGGGCGCGAGCGGCUCCGGGGGCGCUCAGUGACAGCGGCCGCCUGCGGGCCUGGGCCCAGCCAGGCGCAGCGGCGCGGGGAGCCGAGGGGCCGGAGGAAGGGAGGCGGGCGGGCGAGGCCGGGCCGGGAGGGGACGGGACGCGAGUGGCGCGGUUGGAGCUCCCCUAGCCGGGGGCCGGACCAUGCGGAGGAGCGGCGGCGGCGGACGGCCCCCGAGGCCUGGCUGAGCCCCGGCCGCCGGGCGUCCUGCUCCUCCUCAGCCCGCCGCCGGCCCCUCGCUCUCUCGCCGCCGCCGCCCAGUCCUGCCCUCGCUUGUUGGGGCUCCGAGGGAGGCCGCCCACCCCCAGCAUGAGCGCCCCCGCCGCCCGGCCGGGGCCCGGGCCCACCGCCGCCGCUCGUGCCGCCGGGGAGACGCCGCGGCCGGGCCUGGGGGCCCUGCGGGGCUGACCGGCCUCCUGCCCGCCGCCUUCCGCCCUGCAGCCAGCCACCCCCAGCCGGGCUUCAUGCCCCCCGCCCAGCACGCCCAGCAUGGAGGUGGUGGGGGACUUCGAGUACAGCAAAAAAGACCUCGUCGGGCACGGAGCCUUCGCCGUGGUCUUCAAAGGCCGGCAUCGCAAGAAAACUGAUUGGGAAGUAGCUAUAAAAAGCAUCAAUAAAAAAAAUUUGUCAAAAUCACAAAUACUUCUUGGAAAGGAAAUCAAGAUCUUAAAGGAACUUCAGCAUGAAAAUAUUGUGGCUCUCUAUGAUGUCCAGGAAUUGCCCAACUCUGUUUUUCUGGUGAUGGAGUAUUGCAAUGGUGGAGACUUGGCAGAUUAUUUACAAGCUAAAGGAACUCUCAGUGAAGACACCAUCAGAGUGUUUCUGCAUCAGAUUGCAGCUGCCAUGCGAAUUCUACAUAGUAAAGGAAUAAUUCACAGGGAUCUUAAGCCACAGAACAUCUUACUGUCUUACGCCAGUCGCAGAAAAUCAAGUGUCAGUGGCAUUCGUAUCAAAAUAGCGGACUUUGGUUUUGCUCGUUACCUGCAUAGUAACAUGAUGGCUGCCACACUGUGUGGAUCUCCUAUGUAUAUGGCUCCCGAAGUUAUUAUGUCUCAGCACUAUGAUGCCAAGGCUGACUUGUGGAGCAUUGGAACUGUGAUCUACCAGUGCCUGGUUGGAAAGCCCCCUUUUCAGGCCAAUAGUCCACAAGACUUGAGAUGUUUUAUGAAAAGAACAGAAUCAUUAAUAUAUAAUAUCCCCAGAGAAACAUCACCAUAUUUGGCGAAUCUUCUCUUGGGUUUGCUUCAGAGAAAUCAGAAGGACAGAAUGGACUUUGAAGCAUUUUUUAGUCAUCCUUUUCUUGAACAAGUUCCAGUAAAAAAAGCCUGCCCAGUGCCUGUGCCCAUCUAUGCCGGUUCAGUUUCUGGCAGUUCUUGUGGUAGCUCUCCAUCUUGCCGCUUUGCUUCUCCACCCUCCCUUCCAGAUAUGCAGCACAUUCAGGAAGACAACUUAUCUUCCCCACCCUUGGGUCCUCCUAACUAUCUACAGGUAUCUAAAGACUCUGCCAGUACGAGUAGUAAGAACUCUUCCUGUGACACAGACGACUUUGUUUUGGUUCCACAUAACAUCUCGUCAGAGCACUCGUAUGAUAUGCCCUAUGGGAACUGCUGGACAGACGGGUCUUCAAGCGAGUUCUUGGUGUGUGGAGGAGGACCGUGUCAGCCCUCUCCGUCACCGCACAGUGAAACAGCCCCUAUUCCAGUGCCUACUCAAUUAAGGAAUUAUCAGCGGAUUGAGCAGAACCUCUCCUCGGCCAGCCCUGGGACAGUCCCCCAUGGGUCUCCAAGAUCUGCAGUGGUGCGGAGAUAAACCAGCCCUUUGGGCUUUCUGAAGAUGGGUUCCUGCUCUCCAGUACCUGCAGACACAGUGCAGGACUGCGGCGGCGGAGGCUGUCUACAGGCUCCUCCAAGGCCAUACAUCCCUUCUCCAUUAGUUGGCACCAUCCCUGAACAGCUUGACUGCUGUUGUGGACAGCUCAGGCUCAUGAUUCAAGGCAGCAGAAAUUCUUCAGGUUCUCCGGUACCACCAUCACAGACACCGCAGUCUCUUUUGUUGGGUGCUAGACUUCAGAGUGCCCCGACGCUCACUGAUAUCUACCAGAACAAACAAAAACUUCGAAAGCAGCAUUCUGACCCUGUGUGCCCGUCCCAUGCAGCAUUUGGUUAUAGCUACUCACCACAGCCAAGUAGGCCAGUCAGCCUUGGGACCUCCCCCACCAAGCACACGGGAUCUUCUCCUAGGAGCUCUGAUUGGCUAUUUAAAACUCCUUUACCAACAAUCAUUGGCUCUCCCACUAAGGCCACAGCUCCUUCCAAGAUCCCUAAAACCCAAGCAUCUUCCAAUUUGCUAGCCUUGGUUACUCGUCAGGGACCAACAGACAUGCCAGCUAAAGAUGUGAGUGACCCACGAGAGUUCUCACAUUUUCUCUCAGCCCAAGGAAGUGAAAGGCAGGUGGCUGCCUCACACAGCAAGACCACAUUUGGCAGAUCCGUAAGUACAGGGAAAUUGUCAGAUCAACAAGUGAAGACACCCUUAGGUGGGCAGCUGUAUCAGGGCAGCACAGACAGCCUCAACACAGAACGACCGAUGGAUACAGCUCCUCUGGGGGCAUGUGGCGUUGUUCUGGGACCUCCUGGGGCCACCGGGGCAAGUUCUAGGGCUGUGAUGUUCACAGUAGGCUCUCCUCCCAAUACUGCUGCGCCUCCUACUUGUACCCAGAUGGUUCUUCGUACAAGGACAACCUCAGUUGGAUCAAACAGUUCUGGCGGGUCUCUCUGCUCCACCAGUGGCCGUGUCUAUAUGGGCUCCCCUCCUGGCAUUUAUAUGGGUUCUUCUCCUCCGGGAGCAGAGGCAGCGCCAAGCCUGAAGUACACACCUUAUGGGACAUCGCCUCCCAGCCUGGAGGGCUUUAUCACUUUUGAAGCUCCAGAACUUCCAGAGGAAACUCUCAUGGAGAGAGAGCACACAGACACACUGCGCCAUCUGAACACAAUGCUGACCUUCACUGAAUGCGUGUUGGAUCUGACAGCCAUCAGGGGAGGGAACCCAGAGCUGUGCACGUCAGCAGUAUCACUGUAUCAGAUCCAGGAGAGCGUGGUGGUGGAUCAGAUCAGCCAGCUGAGCAAAGACUGGGGACAAGUAGAACAGCUGGUGUUGUACAUGAAAGCGGCCCAGCUGCUCGCGUCAUCUUUGCAUCUUGCCAAAGCCCAGAUCAAAUCAGGGAAACUGAAUCCGUCUACGGCUGUCAAACAAGUUGUCAAAAAUCUGAAUGAGAGAUAUAAAUUCUGUAUUGCCAUGUGCAAGAAACUCACAGAAAAGCUGAAUCGCUUCUUCUCUGACAAGCAAAGAUUCAUUGAUGAAAUCAACAGCGUGACUGCAGAGAAGCUCAUCUACAAUUGUGCUGUGGAAAUGGUGCAGUCAGCAGCCCUUGAUGAGAUGUUUCAGCAGACGGAAGAUAUCGUGUAUCGCUACCACAAGGCCGCUCUUCUUUUGGAAGGCUUAACCAAGAUCCUGCAGGACCCUGCAGAUAUUGAAAAUGUACACAAAUAUAAAUCUAGCAUUGAAAGAAGGCUGUCUGCACUCUGCUAUGGUGCCGUGACUGUCUAUGAGCCCUAGCCUCUCCCAUGGGCCGAGCGGCAGUGACAUCAGGGAGGAUUGGUGACCACCAAAGAGCAUGCCAUUGAUGCAGAGGAGAACAACAGCCCCUACGCUCGUGUUGUUUGUAGGAAUUAUCUGCCGCAUGGAGAAGCCCCCCUUUCCUUUUCCUCGAUCAGAAGCCAGAGUGAAAGACUCCCUGGGAUUCAGUCACAACUUGGUAAGUGUGCCUCGGACCGAGUGAUGCAUCAGGGCAGCUCGGGGAAUAGAGAAUGCUCCCCCAGCCCCAGCAGUGGGGCAGAUGCUGCUGCAGGCGGAGUCUCCUUCCAGGUUUGCCUUUCAGACUGCCAGCAAGUGCCCGAGGCGUAAAGUGGGAAACUCCAGCCUGGCCUGGGCAGAUCUGACCCUUGGGGUGAGCGCGCAUCUGGAAAGAAUAAACAGCUUUGAGACGAAGGGAUGAAAAGUUUGACCCUUGGAAGAAAUUGUGCCCCCCUCUGGCUUCCUAGAUUUGAUCUGACAUGGCUAUGGCCGGCUCUCCUUCCAGCAGAUUUCAUGUUGCACUAAUUUACUAAAGCAAUUGUACUGGACUUUGCAGAACUAUUAAUUUAACACCAGAUAAGGCACAAUGGACUUACUCCAAAAAAGUUUCAUUUUAUUGUAAAUAAAUCCUUUGCGGAAUUUCAAAUGUAACUUCUAGGAGACUUUUAAACAGAUUGUACAAACAUAUUCAUGUGAACCUUUGCCUUUUUUUACCUAUUUGUCUACAGCUACCAAUUUUUUCAGUAAUGGAAAUGUUUUGAGUUCCUGGUUGUUUUUGCUUUUCCUAUAUAAGGCUUGGUUGCAGUUUUUUGUUGUGCAUGCAGAAUGUGCAUUAAUUAGCACCUGUGAUCUCAAGGGUGUGUAAAAAGCGCUCUCCAUCUACAGCUUCUGGGGCAGUAUUAGAACCAAUGGUGGAAUUAAGAGAGGCUCUCAAAAAACGUUAAGGCCCCAACCAAGGUUGGUCAUCUAGAGGCUUGUUAGUGAUGUGGGGUUUCUGCAUCAAGUUCAUGAAAAAUCCGGUUGUUUUUUCUUAAGAAAUGGGGUGGGCACUUUUCAUUUCAAGCUCAAUUCUUGCAGCUUACCAAAUAGCAAGGCCUGGAGUGUUUGGGCAAGCUCCCCGGAGACUCCUCUGGAAAUGGUUCUGAUAUUGUAUUUUAUUUUGUUUUGGUUACUUAACUGCUUGAAUACUUGAAUAAACCAUUCUCCAGAGCAAAAUCAUCUUAAUCCUUUUAGAUAACGUGGUCUGGACUCUUUGACAAAGUUGUACAGUAGCUUGGGCCUCACUAGUAUUGUAGUGGACUGAUAAAAACCGUGAGUUUCUCUUUGCUUUGACAAAGUAAUGGCAUUUUUACCUUAUUUAUCUGUAUGAAAUUCCAGCAGUUAAUUUGAACGUUUAUUUCUAUAACGUUUGUAUUUUUAGGUCUUUAAUACAGUGUUUCUACCUCUCAUUUGUAACAGCAUGCAUUCUUCUGGAAACUAGGGAAUAACUCACUGAACUGUCGUGAGAGCCUUUUUAUUAUCGCCUGUAUAAAUGUAUAUUAAGGUAAAAUAAACUGACAACGGUUUCUAGGUGCA